Fulvia fulva is the source of this 1857-nucleotide messenger RNA. Its product is annotated as Anaphase-promoting complex subunit cut9. Gene Ontology annotation, molecular function: protein binding. Bases 1 to 1857 code for a protein of 618 amino acids. Lineage: Eukaryota; Fungi; Ascomycota; Dothideomycetes; Mycosphaerellales; Mycosphaerellaceae. The transcript is spliced from 2 exons. Gene Ontology annotation, biological process: cell division. The record is from RefSeq and is a predicted model, not a curated record.
AUGAACAUGGAGGGAAUGCAUAACUUCUUGCGGAGCUGGCGACAGGAUGCGCUGGACAGACAACAGUAUGACACGGCCAUAUUCGUUGGCGACAAACUGCUCGCUUUGACAAAAUCCGACGACGACACGCUCGCUCUCGCGCAUACCCAUUUCGCAGCUGGUAACUACACGCGAGCAUUAGCAUACGCUUCGAGAUCGGACCUCAUACAACGAAAGGCCUCCGCACGAUAUCUGGCGGGACAUUGCUACGUCAAGCAGAACCGACACGACGAUGCACUCGCUCUGCUGGGCGACAAGAACCCGGUGCACUUGAUCACGACGGCAGACGGCGCACGGCGGAAGCUGCAGCACAUUAGCAAUGGACUGUCGAGCAAGCAACAUGGAAAGUCGCGCAUGCCGAACCGAACAGACAGGGUCGAUCGAAGUGAGGAACGAGAUCGAGAAGAUGCAUCGAAUCUGAAGUACGAGGCGGGAAUGUGCUAUCUGCGAGGGCUAUGCUUUGCGAAGCAGAACGCCUUUGACCGCGCCAAGGAGUGCUACAAGGAUGCUGUGCGCAUCGAUGUGCAGUGUUUUGAAGCCUUCAGUCAGCUCGUACGGAACGCCUUGAUGACACCAGAGGAAGAAUGGCAGUUCUUGGAUAGCCUCAAUUUUGAAAGCAUACCUCCUCCGGCAGGGGAGACAGCAGCGGUACCGGAAGCGGCAGACUUUACGAAGAGUCUCUACACGAUGCGACUGAACAAGUAUACCAGGAGAGAGGAGUUCGAUGCCGCGAUCGAGACGUUGGAGAACUACAAGCUAGACGACAACCCGGACAUCCUCCUUGCCAAGGCAGAGAAGCUGUUCAAUGCUUCUCGACUACGAUCGGCUGUCGAGCUGACGAACGAGAUUCUCGGCGCCGACCCUUACAACUUCGCCUGCAUACCGCUACACCUCUCGCUACUGCACAAGCUGAACGAAGUCAACGCGCUGUUCGCGCUGUCACACGACCUGGCCGAUACGCAUCCGCACGAACCGUGCACAUGGCUUGCUGUUGGAACUUACUACCUCGCCUCGAAUCGCAUACCGGAAGCACGAUCAUUCUUCUCGAAAGCUAGCAUGAUGGACCCGCACUUUGGGCCAGCCUGGAUUGGGUUUGCUCAUACGUUUGCCGAGGAAGGAGAAAGCGAUCAAGCUAUUGCUGCAUACAGCACUGCCGCACGUCUGUUCCAAGGGUCGCAUCUACCGCAGCUGUUUCUGGGGAUGCAAGAGAUUGCGCUUGGGAAUCUGAGUAUUGCACGGGAGUACUUGACGGCAGCGUACAAUCUGUGCAAGACUGAUCCACUCCUUAUCAACGAGCUUGGCCUGGUAUCUUACAUGGACGACGACCUCGAGCCCGCGAUACGACAGUUCACUCUAGCACUAAGUAUCGUGGACGAGAAUGAAGCACCUGCGAGCCAGUACACUGUCAUCCGUCUCAACCUGGCACAUGCUUAUCGAAGAUCAGGCCAAUAUGCUGAAGCACUGGAGGAAUUUGAUGAAGUCAUCAGAUUGGGUAUGCAGGAUGCUGGCGUCUUCACAUCGAAAGGACUGACCUUGCUCGAUCUCGAGCAACCUUUCGAUGCCACAGUUGCAUUGCACUCAGCUCUCGCCAUCAGCCCUCAGGAUCCGAUCGCAACAGAACUACUCAACAAAGCACUCGAACAGCUCGAAAAAGUCAGCGUGCUAGCGGGUGCCGACGAAGACGAGCUCGAUGCUCGAUUACGGAACAACCUUGUCAACAUACAUCAGACACGAAGCACGGGCAGGAGGCAGGGCCGACGCGUACAGCAGAGCGACGGUAUGGACCUGGACGGUGCCGGUGAUGACGACUCGCCUUAG